UGGCUGACGAGGAGGUGGCGAGAAGAGCCGAAAAACUUAUCGGUCAUAUUCCGUAUAGUCUGCUAUGGAAUAACUGCGAACAUUUUGUCACAUAUUGCCGCUAUGGUACAGCAGUCAGCGUACAAACAGACAAGCUUGUUUUCCAUUGCUGUGACCACAGACCAUGAUGAGAAGAAGACGAAGAAGAAGCAGCAGCAGGUGGUCAAAAAUGACAUCUCCUGCUUCAAAAGAGGAGAUUUGCUAGAGGUUCCUAGGACCCUCUUUACACAUUUUGGAAUAUAUCUGGGAAACAACCGCGUCGCUCACCUCAUACCUGAUAUCCUGCCUGCCUUUACCAGUGACAACAAAGCACUGGAGAAAAUGGUCACAAAUAAUCGGCUGAUUUUGGGCGUAAUAGCUAAAAGGGCGAGUGUCCGGGUGGACUCGGUGGACGACUUUGCGUAUGGAGCAGAGAUUUUAGUGAACCACAUGGACAGGGUGUGCAGCCGACCACCGUUUGACGCCGAAGAAGUGGCUAGGAGGGCUGAGAAGUUGUGGGGAUCGAUGGCCUACAGUCUGCUGUGGUACAACUGCGAACAUUAUGUCAUGUACUGCAGAUACGGCACCAACAUUAGUUUCCAGACCUGCCAGUUCUGCAAAGUCGUGCGCAAGAUUGUAUGCAGCAAGACAGCAUCUCUCAUAAGCCUAUUGAUGUGCUGCUUCAUUAUGUUAUAUCUGGAGUCGUUGUCUAUAUUUGGUAUUUUACCCACAAUCUUCAUUCCCUUCACCAUUUGGAUGGCAUCCUGAAUCUCUGCGACAAGCAACAACUUGCUGAUGUGAUUGUAGACUAUAGGCUGUCAUCAUUUACAGUGUAUCGAACUGAAUAGACACUAAGUCCCCCAAUCUUCUCCAAUGAGCCACUGGAACAUACACAGAUAUUCAUACCUCCAUAAAGUGUUGCUGCCUUAAAAUCUUAAAAUUUAAGUACUGUAUAAUCAUAUUGACGGCAUAAUUUCAACUUACUAUUUUGUAUCUGAUGUAUUUUACUGUCUUUUAUAGUGAUGAGUUGCUAGGUUAAAGAAAAUGUUUUCAUGACUUUUUGAUGACAUAAUUUUUACAAUAUUGUACAAGCUAAAUUAGCACUAAACUCAUGUAAUAAUGUGAUCUUUAAAGCGAGGUCAUGCAAGCAUUUGUCAGGUAAUGUAUUUUCUGACUGUGUUAUGUAAUUUAUAAUAGCAUGCAUAGUCAUAAUAUUAAUUAAAGUACAGUUUUAUAUUAUUUGGUUUGUCUACAUUUGUCUCUUUGGAUACAGAUCAAUGUGUAAAUAGACAGGGUAAAUUUGUUUUAGACCAUGGGUGCCCCUGAGAUGCUCUUAUUGUUUUGUAAAUUGGUUUUACUUUUUAUCUGUAGAUUGUUACAUUAUAGAAA
This is a messenger RNA of Misgurnus anguillicaudatus (oriental weatherfish), 1407 nucleotides long. It is a transcript of the gene lratb.2, whose product is annotated as lecithin retinol acyltransferase b, tandem duplicate 2. The record is from RefSeq and is a predicted model, not a curated record. Gene Ontology annotation, biological process: vitamin A metabolic process; retinol metabolic process. Gene Ontology annotation, molecular function: phosphatidylcholine-retinol O-acyltransferase activity. Lineage: Eukaryota; Metazoa; Chordata; Actinopteri; Cypriniformes; Cobitidae. Gene Ontology annotation, cellular component: rough endoplasmic reticulum.